AAGUGACCUAAGUAAAUGUGUGUGUGUGUGUGUGUGUGUUCUUUACCCUUCUCUAAUGUUUCAGAAGUGACGAGUAAAAUAGCAGUAGCUUGGAAAGAGGUGAGUGAAGCUGAGAGGAACAAGUUGGUGGAGGCGUACAGGGUGGAUAAAGAGGCUUAUGUCCUCAAGUACGAGGAAUAUAUGAAGACCGUCACCCCAAAGCAACUCUCCACCAUGAAAAGACUGAAAAAGGACAUUAGGCAGAAGAAGGAAAGGCGGUAUGAGAAUAAGAGAGGCAGGUUAGAGAAGGAGGAACAUGGUAAGCCCAGAGCCCCGGGUAAUGCCUUCUUCCUCUUCUGGAUGUCACUGGAUCAAGGAGAACUAAGAAGAAAGGAAUUCUUAAAGGAAGCUGCCAGAAAGUGGAGCAGUUUGGGGGAGGAGGACCAGAGGCCGUUCUUCGAGAGAGCAGACAAACUGAGGGAACAAUAUUUUGGUGAACUCAAAGAAUGGGAAGCCCAGAUGGCCAAAGCUGGGAACUUUCAUCUGAUUCGGCCGCAACAUCGAGUGGUGUAUAAACUUUUUCAAGUUCAACAGGACAACCAGCAAGAAGACUGAGAGGACUUAUUGAGUGAUAACAGGAGAACGAUUUAGAAAAUGGAUACUAUUACAGCCUCUCUUAUUCCACCCAGCUUGGAUUGAGGGAUGUGUACUGUCCUAUGAUAAGUAAACCUGCUUCACCUUUUUGGGCUGAGAUUUCCAGAACUCAGAACACUUCUGAACACAUUUGUCUAGUAAGAGAAAACAUUGCAUUAUGUACCACAGUCAUGUUCAAAAGUUCGCUCCCGUGGUGAAACUGAGUCACGGGGACGAUUCUCUGAACUUAUUUACCUGCCUUGAGUGUCGUUAGGUGUGGGAGGGCUGUUUUAUCUCAUUUGGGGUCGAUGAUGCUUCACUUUGGAAGGGAGUGAACUUUAGACCUUAGAUGCACACAGCAAUAAGUACGUUUAGUUGAAGUCUUCGUGAUUCUGUGAUUGUUGGGUUAAGUUUUAAUCUGGUGGUCCAAGAGAACAUCAGACCUGACUGCUAGCUGCCUUUAUUAACCUUGAUUGUAAGAGUAUUAUUAUAUUUUAUUUUAUUGUCACAUAUUUUACUGUAUUUCUCUGUCAUUGUGAUAAUUAAGUUUUACACUACAUGUAAGAAGUCUCAAACUAUCUCUCAAGAUAUAGAAAUAUUGAUAACAAACAUUUCUAUUUUAAAAUCUGUAAAUAUGUUUGUGAAAAUACUGUAUAUAAAUGUGCAAUAAAUUUUUUGUAAAUAAAAUGUAUCCUUGUGAAUAAACAAAUUAAUAAAC
This is a messenger RNA of Homarus americanus (American lobster), 1330 nucleotides long. RefSeq names its product transcription factor A, mitochondrial-like. The record is from RefSeq and is a predicted model, not a curated record. Bases 16 to 594 code for a protein of 192 amino acids. The transcript is spliced from 4 exons. Gene Ontology annotation, molecular function: transcription cis-regulatory region binding. Lineage: Eukaryota; Metazoa; Arthropoda; Malacostraca; Decapoda; Nephropidae.